CUGCAAUCAAACUUGGCCUAAACCAAUUAAGCAUCUCUAUAAACUCUUGUGUCUGGAAACCUACUACUUAUCCUCGUCUACUUUACUAUAAAAUAUUAAUGGUCCGCUCAAAGUUCAAGGACGACCAUCCAUUUGAGAAGCGAAAGCUCGAGGCAGACAGAAUCAAGGAGAAAUAUCCGGAUAGGAUCCCAUGCAUUGUCGAAAAGGCUGAAAAAAGCGACAUUCCGACUAUUGACAAGAAGAAAUAUCUAGUGCCUUGCGAUCUCACAGUUGGACAGUUUGUCUGGGUUAUUCGAAAACGCAUUAAAAUGAGUUCCGAAAAGGCAAUUUUCAUAUUUGUAAACAAUGUUCUGCCGCCAGCUUCAUCACUUUUGAGUGAGGUGUAUGCACAACACAAGGAUGAAGAUGGGUUCCUCUACAUUGUAUAUUCUUCAGAAAACACGUUCGGAAUGGCUCUGCCUAUGCGAAUUUAGGCUUUCCCACUUUAUUUUUCUUACCCCCAUUAAACUCUUCUUUGUGCACUCUUUAUCGAUGCUGUUAAUUGUAUUUUGAUCCCUUUAUCAGCUACAGACUCUCCUUAAUAGCAAAAAUUGCAGUAUUAUUCUGUCAGAUCCUUUAAAAAUGAAUAAAAUUGGGAUCAUAAUUUGCUUCUAAACU
Molecule: messenger RNA, 657 nt
Organism: Batrachochytrium dendrobatidis JAM81
Lineage: Eukaryota; Fungi; Chytridiomycota; Chytridiomycetes; Rhizophydiales
Exons: 4
Coding region: 99-473 (124 amino acids)
Biological process (GO): cellular response to nitrogen starvation; macroautophagy
Cellular component (GO): fungal-type vacuole membrane; cytosol; autophagosome
Molecular function (GO): phosphatidylethanolamine binding
Source: RefSeq, a predicted model, not a curated record